GAGGGGCAGAGAGAGGGGGAGACAUAGACUUUGAACCAGGCUCCAGGCUCUGAGCUGUCAGUACAGAGCCCGACGCGGGGCUCGAACUCACGAAUAGUGAGAUCAUGACCCAAGCCAAAGUCGGAAACCCCACUGACACACUUCUUGUACUUGGGAUUUGUUCUUCAGUCUAUGGGUUUAGAGUUUUGCUCAGAUUUUGGAGAAGUUUUAGCCAUUAUUUUCUCAACUAUUCCCCUCCUUCCUUUACAGAGGCCCUGGUGACACCUGUGUUAGGCUGCUCGAACUUUCCCCCCGCUCACUGAUGCUCUGUUCAUCUAUCUCUUUACUUAGGGGGUCUCUUCUUUCUGUGCCUUGUUUCGGGCAGUUCGUACCAUGACGCUCGCACAAUCCGCAUGCGCGUGCUCGUCAGUACCCGGCUGGACGGUUCAGAGGGCCCUCUGCACAUCUUAGGUCUUCCAUGCAGCUCUGUCUUGUGGUGUUCGGGCGAGUGAACCCUUUCUGCUUUGUUCUGUGGACGCUUAGCACCGUCUCUUCCAUCCCGGUAGUAGGUACCUUGGCCCCCUUCUUCCCUGCAUCCUGGGACCUUGCUCGGUGCAGGAAUCUGGGGCAGUCACAGAACUCGGGCCACUUUUUUCCCUGCCUCUGAGGAACUAGAUAGAUUGGUUCGCCUGUUCGUGAACCUCCUAUAAAUAGGCAUCGCUGUGUGCUUUUGUGUCGGAGUGUUUUUGUUUAGCACAGUCAUGCUUUUGAUGCCCACCCGGGAUGCGUGACGUCAUGUGUAUUAGCAGCAAGCUGUUGCGUGUACCUGAGACAGUGUUCCAUGGUAGGAAUAUAUCAGGCUUUCUCUGUCCAGUCUCCUUCUGAUGGACAUUUGGGUUAUUUCCUCUUUGGGGCACUCUUUUUAUUUUUUUAUUUUUAAUGUUUAUUUUUGAGAGACAGAGAGAGAGACAGACAGACAGACAGACAGAGUGUGAACAGGGGAGGGGCAGAGAGAAAGGGAGACACAGAAUCCGAAGCAGGCUCCAGGCUCUAAGCUGUCAGCACAGAGCCCGAUGUGGGGCUCAAAUUCACAGACCGUGAGAUCAUGCCCUGAGCCGAAGUGGGAUGCUCAACCGAGCCACCCAGGCGCCCCUGACUUUUAUUUUAGUGUUUAUUUAUUUUUGAGAGAGAGAGAGAGAGAGAGAGAGAGAGAGAGAGAGAGAGAACAUGAGCAGGGGAGGGGCAGAGAGAGAGAGGAAGACACAGAAUCGGAAGCAGGUUCCAGGCUCUGAGCUGUCAGUACAGAGUCCAACGCAGGGCUCAAACCCACGAACCGUGAGGUCAUGACCUGAGCCGAAGUCUGAUGGUUACCCGACUGCACCGCCCAGGUGUCCCUGGGGCACUAUUAAGUAAGGCAGCGCUGACCAUUCUUGCACAAGACUUGUGGGCAUAUGCACUUAUUUCUGCCUUAGCGUCUGCAGGAGUGACAUUGCUGGGUCACAGAACUGGUGUAGAUCUAAAAACAUUUAUAAGAAACUGUAUUUGUAUCAUUGGAGUUACAUUCUUGGUAACAUUUCAUCUCCCAGGGAGUUGAGGCUUAACCUGGUGGUCGGUGUGGGGCCUCGUGAAUCCACGUGGGUGUCAGUUACUGGGUGGGGGUGGGGGACGCAGCACCACGUAUCACCAAUUGGAUAGGAGGACUGGUGUUUGGUUUCUAAGGCAGGUUGAGGUUUUGUAAGAUUAUCAGAUGCGGCGGUGAGCCUUGACCCUCCCAACGCGGGUUGGGUAGGUAAGUGGUUCGUUUACUCUCAGGACCAGUGUGCGUAGUGGAUUCCGUGCUGUGCCAGGUUUAGGGAGGAACCAUGAAUCUGACACACUGGUCGUCCGUGACCACUUCUCCUUCCACAGACGUGCACAUUCCCUCGGAGAAGCCAAGGGGCCGGGAUUAUCAGUCACUUGGCUUCCCCUGAACACAGUGGUGCUGUUGGCCGAGCACUUCUUCCAGAGGAGCAAGCAAGCGAUGAGGUCCGGGAAUGCCUCUGGGGUACUUUGUCCGGGAACUAGGUGGUUGUGCGCCCACAGCGUGGGAGCUAACACGCGAUCACAUGAACAGCACUGAUGAGUGCCGGCUCCCGACUCCCAUCACCCAUUUGCAGGGGGAUUUGUGGGCAGGGUGGGGGUGCGCUUCCGUGGGGGCUCUGGCGUCGAGAAUGCUGACGGGGUAUCCGAGGCUCCCCCGGGGAAUCCCAGCGCCGGCUUCUCCUUCUUCUCUGUGUAACGGGUCAAGUUCCUCUUUUAGCUCUUCCCAAACUCCGCCUGGACGCCUUGUUUCCUGGAAGGGAAAAGAGCGAGCAAACGCCCUAGGAAUUGUAGAGCUGACGGCUUCUCCUUCUGCGUUUUCAGCCAGAAGAGUUACCGAGCCUGCACAGCUUUAAGAGCACAGCCUUCAAAAAACCCAAGGUGUGCGGGGUUUGCAAGCAGGUUAUUGACAGCCAAGGGAUUUCAUGCCGAGCCUGCAAGUAUCCCUGCCACAAGAAAUGUGAAGCCAAGGCUCCGGGGGGCUCUGCACUGUCUGCUGCUGUCUGCCGUGCCGGGCCGUCCAGGCCCGUGGUGCUGAGCCCCGCCAUGGAGGACGGCCGCGAGCUGGACCUCACCUACAUCACUGAGCGCAUCAUCGCGGUGUCCUUCCCCGCCAGCUGCUCUGAGGAGUCCUACCUGCACAACCUGCAGGAGGUGACGCGCAUGCUGAGGUCCAAACACGGGGACAACUACCUGGUGUUAAACCUUUCCGAAAAGAGGUAUGACCUCACGAAGCUUAACCCAAAGAUUCUGGACGUGGGCUGGCCCGAGCUACAUGCGCCUCCCCUGGACCAGGUGUGCACCGUCUGCAAGGCGCAGGAGUCCUGGCUGAACAGUGACCCCCAGCACGUGGUUGUCAUCCACUGCAGGGGCGGAAAGGGACGCAUUGGCGUGGUGAUAUCGUCGUACAUGCAUUUCACCAACGUGUCGGCCAGCGCCGACCAGGCCCUGGAUAGAUUUGCGAUGAAGAAGUUCUACGAUGAUAAAGUUUCGGAUUUAAUGCAGCCGUCCCAGAAACGGUACGUUCAGUUCCUCAGCGGGCUCCUGUCGGGGACGGUGAAAAUGAAUACCUCGCCACUGUUCCUGCAUUUUGUCAUCCUGCACGGCACUCCCAACUUUGACACGGGUGGAGCGUGCCGGCCCUUUCUGAAGCUCUACCAGGCCAUGCAGCCCAUGUACACGUCGGGGAUAUACAACAUCGGCCCGGGAAACCAAGGCAGGGUCCACAUCGCCAUCGAGCCGGCCCAGCUGCUGAAGGGGGACAUCAUGAUCAAGUGCUACCACAAGAAGUACCGUUCGGCCACCCGCGACGUCAUCUUCCGCCUACAGUUUCACACCGGGGCUGUCCAGGGCUGCGGGCUGGUGUUCGGGAAGGAGGAUUUGGACACCGCCAGCCAAGAUGACCGUUUUCCUGAUAACGGCAAGAUUGAGUUAGUUUUCUCUGCCACUCCCGAGAAGAUUCAAGGCUGUGAACACUUGUGCAAUGACCACGGAGUGAUCGUGGACUUCAACACGGCAGACCCCCUGAUCCGCUGGGACUCGUACGAGAGCCUGAGUGCCGGCGGAGAAGUGCCGCACACGCAGGGCCCGGUCGACGGCAGCCUGUAUGCCAAGGUGAGGAAGAAGAGUGCCUCAGAUCCCGGCGUCCCAGGCGGGGCCCCCGCCGUCCCCGCCGCCACCAGCCCAGACCACGGCGACCACACCCUGUCCAUCAGCAGCGACUCUGGCCACUCCACCGCCUCCGUCAGGACCGACAGGACGGAGGAGCGGCUGGCUGCAGGGCCCAGGCGGGGCCUCAGUCCCCAGGAGAAGGCCGAGCUGGACCAGCUGCUUAGCGGCUUUGGCCUGGAAGAUUCCGGAAGCCCCCUCAAGGAUAUGACCGAUGCUCCCAGCAAGCACAGCGGCACACGCCACGUCGUGCCGGCUCAGGUGCACGUGAACGGAGACGCCGCGCUCAAGGAGCGGGAGACGGACAUCCUGGACGACGACAUGCCCGGCCACGACCUGCACAGCGUGGACAGCAUCGGGACCCUGUCGUCCUCGGAGGGACACCAGUCGGCCCACCUGGGCCCCUUUGCCUGCUACCAGAGCAGCCAGAACUCCCUCCUGUCUGACGGCUUUGGCAGCAGUGCUGGCGAAGAUGCCCACGGCGGCCUCGCCCCCGACCUGAGCCUCGGCGUGGACGCCCCUUUCGAGCGGGAGCGGGCUUUCGGGAUCCGAGAGGCCAAGCAGCCUCCCCCGGCGUUGCGGAGGCCCUCCGUGUCCGCGCAAACGCAGGCCUACGGGCAGAGCGGCUACUCCACACAUACCUGGGUGUGCCAGCAGCAGAUUGUGGCCGCCCAGCAGUACAGCUUUGCUCCCGACGGGGAGGCCAGGCUCGUCGGCCGUGGCCCGGAGGACGGGUCCGGCCUGCUGCAGGCCCAGCCCCGGGUUCCGGUCACCCCCACCCGGGGGACCGGCAGCAGAGCGGCCCCGCAGAGGAGCGUGGGCCCCGGGCCCCACCUCCCCGAUGCACAGCGGCCCCCUCCCGGCAAAGCCUUCAAGCCCAGGUUUCCAGACGUCAGGGUCCUGAACGGGACCGGACCAGAGCCCGGCGCGGACCCCUCCCCGGGCUCGCCCACCCUGGACAUCGACCAGUCCAUCGAGCAGCUCAACAGGCUCAUCUUGGAGCUGGACCCUACCUUUGAGCCCGUCCCCACCCACAUGAACACGCCGGGCAUCCAGGCCAACGGCCCCAUGCCGCCCGAAAGCCUGGGAGGCAGGCUGUGGGACGCGGGAGAGGGCCCCGGCAGGGCCCCGGUGCGGCAAGGCUCCCCAGGGGAUGAGCCACCGGGCGGAAGAUUCCGGAAGCUCAGCCUCGGGCAGUAUGACAACGAUGGUGCGGGGCAGCCGGCCUUCCCCAAGUGUGGAUGGGGAAAGACCCUGGGUGCGGAACAGGCUGUGAGCCUGGCGCCUUUCCUGUCUCCAGCGGACGCCAAGGAGACGGUGGCUGCCGCGUACCCCCCGGACCCCGAUGGGAUCAGUGGCAGGAACUUCUCUCCAACCAAAAGCAGCAGUGACUCACCCUCUCCCACGCCCGCGUUUCCCGUGUCUCCGGAAACACUGUAUGUGACGACGCCCCCGCGUUAUGCGCCGUUCAGCCCGCCCGGGUCGCAGAUGGGCAGCGCCAGCGGUCUGUACAGAGGCGCUCACGAACCUCGAGGCUGCCCUGAGAUCCCGCAUCGCGCUGUGGGGAUGUCCGAGAGCCCCGUCGGGCCCAAAGCCGGGACGCUCCGGGCUGACAUGCCGGCCGCGCCCUCCUCCUUCCAGCGGGCGUUCACGUCCAGCACCACCUCCAGCAGCAGCCCCGGCCAGCGGCGCGAGAGCCCUCCAUCCGCCGAGCUCCCGUGGGUGGAGAGCAGCCCCAAAGCCUCGCUGGCCCUGUUGGGGAGCGGCCGGCCAGCAGGAAACGUCCUGGGCUCCGGCGAGUUCCCCGGCUCCAGCCUCGGCCCUGACAGCCCCGGGCGGCCCCACCUCCCACCCGCCGAGCUCCAGGCCCCUUUCCACAACCACCAGCUGUCCCUGACGGAGCCACCUGAAGCUCUGGGCCCCCCGAGUGGCCAGGCCUUUCUGGGCUUCGGCACUGCCCCCGUGGGGAGCUGCCUUGCCCCUGGGGACGACCCUGGGGCCUUGCUGGUCCAUUCCCACGGUGCACCCCAGGCCCCCAGCACCCCGCGGACAGCAGCAGCAGCUGGUGACAGCGGUUUCCUGUCCUCCAGUUUUCUCACGGUGACGCCGGGCCACAGCGGCCACCACAGUCCGCUGACCCUGCCCGGGCAGCCGCCCCUACCUGAGAAGAAGCGAGCCUCGGAGGGGGACCGGUCUUUGGGCUCAGCCUCCCCUUCGUCCAGCGGCUUCUCCAGCCCCCACAGUGGGAGUUCCAUGAGCAUCCCGUUCCCCAACGUCCUCCCGGAUUUCCCCAGGGCGUUGGAGCCAGUGGCACCCAGCCCAGAUAAUGCGGGUGAUAAACAUGUGUCCGUGAACUUUGUCCAAGACACAUCCAAAUUCUGGUACAAGGCGGAUAUCUCCCGAGAGCAAGCCAUCGCCAUGCUGAAGGACAAGGAGCCUGGGUCGUUCAUCGUCAGGGACAGCCACUCCUUCCGAGGAGCCUACGGCCUGGCCAUGAAGGUGGCCACUCCCCCGCCCUCCGUCCUGCAGCUGAACAAGAAAGCGGGAGAUCUGGCCAACGAGCUUGUGCGGCACUUUCUGAUCGAGUGUACCCCGAAGGGAGUGCGGUUGAAAGGCUGCCCCAACGAGCCCUAUUUCGGGAGCCUGACGGCUUUGGUGUGUCAGCAUUCCAUCACACCCUUGGCUUUGCCCUGCAAGCUGCUCAUUCCAGACAGAGAUCCGCUGGAGGAAAUAGCCGAUAGUUCUCCCCAGACGGCGGCCAACUCAGCCGCCGAGCUCCUCAAGCAAGGGGCAGCCUGCAACGUCUGGUACCUGAACUCGGUGGAGACGGAGUCCCUCACCGGCCACCAGGCCGUCCAGAAGGCCCUGAGCCUCACGCUGGUCCAGGAGCCGCCUCCCUUGUGCACCGUCGUGCACUUCAAGGUGUCCGCCCAGGGCAUCACCCUGACCGACAACCAGAGGAAGCUCUUCUUCCGGAGGCACUACCCCGUGAGCAGUGUGAUUUUCUGCGCGCUGGAUCCACAGGACAGGAAGUGGAUCACAGACGGCCCCUGCUCGAGAGUUUUCGGUUUUGUGGCCCGGAAGCAGGGCAGCGCCACAGACAACGUGUGCCACUUAUUUGCGGAGCAUGACCCGGAGCAGCCCGCCAGCGCCAUCGUCAACUUUGUGUCAAAGGUCAUGAUCGGCUCCCCUAAGAAGAUCUGAGCCCCUUCCCGCCAGAGACAGGAGGGGGGCCCGGGCGUCUGCCGGGUAGCGGCUGGUGAGCCUGACGCUGCAGCCCCAGGAGGGGAAGGGGAUCCCUCUCCGGCUUUAUAGAUCUGAGGACACAGCCCGCCCUCUCCUGCCUCCCCUGGAAGACUGCUUCCCACACAUUCCUGCUGCCAGGUGCUUCCCGGGUGGAGGCAGCUGGGCACCUGCAACGCCCACCUGGGCUCCACCGCGUUGGAAGGGGCCGUGUAAGGAAACGUGUUCCUUGCACGCCGGCGUCUGUGGGAAGGAGGGCGCCCGGCCCUUUGGUAGUGGCCCUGCGAGAGCAGCGGGGCCAUUGCCGGUGCGGAGGGCCCUGGUCCAUCCCGUGCCCCCGGGAGGAGACCUCUCUCCUCCACGACAGAGACGCUGGCUAACCGAGAAGGGUUUGCACGUCUGACGAAGGCUCGUGCAGGUCAGGCCCUUCCGGAACUCUGGGGAGGGGACAGUGCGAUGGCUGUGAGGACGGGGAGGUCACCCGAUGACGUCAGAGAGCCUCGGCCUGGCGGGCGGUGGUGGCCCCAGCCUCCUGCUCACAUGCCGCGUCUGAGCGGCACACUGACCGCGAGAGGAGAAAGAAGAGGGACGUGAAAUGCCAUUUCAUGUAAUUUAUAUUCUGCUUAUGCCAAAUUAUUUAUGAUGACACUUUCCUGUUGCUGGACGGGACGGGUCCCAUCGCUGCGGGCCGCGGGGCCGAGCCCGUGUGGGUGCACAGGUGAUCGGGGGCCGCAGCCCCGACAGCCUCGACCACCUGCAGCCUGAUGGUCGACGUUGCAUUUCCGGGCUGCGGGUGACGUCCCUUCUGGGGAGGAAGGUUCCGGAGGGUGGGUCACAUUUGGGUUUAGACUCGCCCCUCUGUGAGCUGCCGGCCACUCGUCCCGCCUCUGCGGCCCCUGUGGGAUCCUGUGUUUCUAGCGUCCUGAGCGGAGAGACUGGAGGAACAGCACGAGGCUCAGACCUUCCAGGCUGUUCUUGAGCUGAGGGCCGUUGCUCUGCACCACCUUGGAGACCAAGCCAGCUGUGCCAUUCGUGCCGAGGGCCCUCCGCGUCCCCCGGAGCGGGAGCUGGAAGGAAGGCCUGGUCUUCAGUGUAAGGCGCCUCUCAGCCCCGGGAGCUGCCCGCCCUGCCCGGCUCUGCAAAGUCCAGACCAGCUCUCGGGCCUCCCAGAGUCGCCGACAGCCACACAGGAGGGGGUGGGAGUGUGUCUCGUGAGGUCUCUGCUUUAAGCGGGUCAGAGACCGACGUGGGGCCACCCACACACAUCCCGAGUGUGCGAGUCCCUGUGGGCGCUAAGAAGGCGGACACGGUCCCCGGCUGGUCCAGUAGCUGCACCGAUCACAAGUGCCUCAUUUCUGUGCCAAAUGUUUGCCUUGGUCUUCGCAGACCUUCUCCGCCGACAGGUGUAGGGGUGGCCAUUAGAGACUCUGUGGGUGUCUCCCGGAAGCGUUGGUGGCCCAGUCCUUGGCAGAAGCCACUGGCAUCGCAGCUUUCCCUUCGUGGCAGAAAUUCGGCCAAAGGGACCUGAGCCUGAGAUGGCUUCUACCCAGUUUGACCCAGAGACGGCAGCCUGGGUCCCGGGUCCUUCCGAUGAAGGAAGAGAGGGCUCGUUUAGAAAUCCGAGCAGGGGUGGGUAUGGGAUUCGGGAGCACAGGCCAUCGGAUGACCGAGGCAUCGGGGCCUCCCGUGCAGUCCCUGUCCGGAGCAUUCCAGAAGCCACACCCGCUUGCUUUUUGAACUGACUGGCCAGCUGCGGCUUCUCGCAGGGGUCAGGGCAUCAGGAAGUUCGCUCCCUCUCCAGAGCCAAGGGAAGCCAGUUCCGCGGGUUCUGGCGAGCUGGUAUGACAGAUUUCUCCCUGUUACACACCCGUUUCACAGAACAAGACGAAUCCACAGACUGGGGGCUCAGACCGCGGGGAGCCCUGUCCCGCCCCCCACGCAGGCCAGGGGUCACUCCGCGGAAGACACUGUCCCUGACACCUGGCCUCCGGGCGCCAGCAGGCACAGGGGUCCUGUCCUGGGGAGGUCACGAGGCCUGCCCCCCACAGUGUCAUAGCCAGGGUCCUAUUAAC
Messenger RNA from Panthera uncia (snow leopard), 9041 nucleotides. It is a transcript of the gene TNS3, whose product is annotated as tensin 3. The transcript is spliced from 29 exons. Lineage: Eukaryota; Metazoa; Chordata; Mammalia; Carnivora; Felidae. Gene Ontology annotation, molecular function: phosphatase activity; protein binding. The record is from RefSeq and is a predicted model, not a curated record. Gene Ontology annotation, biological process: dephosphorylation. The coding region runs from base 2605 to 6930 and encodes 1441 amino acids.